This is a messenger RNA of Tetranychus urticae (two-spotted spider mite), 3426 nucleotides long. The record is from RefSeq and is a predicted model, not a curated record. NCBI's taxonomy places the organism in Eukaryota, Metazoa, Arthropoda, Arachnida, Trombidiformes, Tetranychidae.
AAACCUAAGCACAAUAAAUCAAAACAAAAUGACAACUCAACCUAAGAAAUUCUUUAAGAUCUCAAAUGAUAAGUCUACUCAGUUAGCAAGUCAAUCAAAUAAUGAAGGUAAUGAGCCUAGACAUUUAAUUGCCACUAUUGCUGAAAACUUCAGAGAACCUAAUAAUAUUAAGACCCUUUACUAUGAUAGAAAAGAAGAUUUCAUUGAUUGGUUUGAAAUGUAUGAAUAUGAAACAACAGCAGUAGGAUGGAAUGAUAAGGAUAGACUGAAGGGAAUAGCCCAAUACCUUGAUGGAACUGCUAGGCGAUGGUAUGUCAGCUAUGCUAGUCCAGAUAACCCUGACGCACCUAAAACUUAUUAUGAUUUGAAACAAAUGAUGGUUAGAGAUUUAUGUAGAGCUGAUUAUAGAUCAAUAAUUGAAACAAGAUUAUAUGAUUGUAAACAAGAAAAAGGAGAAUCUGUUGCUAAUUAUAUAUUGGAAAAACAAGAACUUUGUAAGAGAGUUGAUUCUAAAAUGCCAGAACCACAGGUCCUAAGACACAUUUUAAGAGGGUUGUUACCUGAACUUCUACAAUACAUUGAUCAAUUUGAAAUAAAAGACGUUUCAGCUCUGUUACAAAGAGCAAAUAUUGCAGAAAGCACUCAUGAGAGGCAAUUGAAUGAACAAGGGUUAAUGGAUAAAACGAGUCUAGAAAAGGUUUUCAGUGAUUUAAGAAAGUCAGUUGAAGUGAUGAAUGAAAGGUUAACUUCAAUGACAAUUCAAAACCCUUCUAGACUCAAUACUAACCCAACUCAAAGGCCAGUCGAGUGCAACUAUUGUAAGAAAUUAGGGCAUGUUUACAAGUAUUGUAGAAAAAGAAUUUACGAUGCAAAGCAAAGACAAGGUAACAAUGGUUUGGGUCAAUCGAAUCAAACUCAAAAUAUGAAUUACAAAUCCAAUCAAACUAUGAAUCAACAAAAUAAUAGAUGGACUAAACCUAAAGUAAUUAAUCUAGCGACACAAACUCCAUCAUUGAGUAUGAUGUUAACCUUUUAUGCAUCCCUUGCUGAAGGUAAAUUUAUCUUUAUGAAUAUUGAAAUUGAAUCAAAGAAGUUUCAAGCAUUGGUUGAUACUGGUUCUGACGUAACCAUAAUAACGAGAAAAGUAGCAAAUUCAAUUGGCAAGAAUCCUGAAUAUUAUCAAGGUCCUUUAACUGGCACUGCUUGUAAUAUUCCUAUCUCUCCAGUAGGACAAGUAGAUGUCAUUCUAAAUUUAAAAGGAGAAAAUAAAGACUUGGCAAUUGAGACAACAGUACUGGUAGUUGAUUACUUGCCAGCAAAUAUCGAAAUAUUAUUAGGCCAAGACGUUUCAUGGGAAGCUGAUUUAUAUUUAGGGAUAAGGCAAAAGAGUGUUUACAUAGGACAUGGUGAAGGAGAAAAAGCUAGACAAGUUGAAACUAUUGAGGUUAAUCCUUACACUGAAGAAGAGGAAGAAAGUGAAUCCUUGCCAGAUUCAUGGGAAGAAUCAGACGUCAGUGAGGAUGAAAGUAGUCAAGUAGAACCUCAAGUUGUCAACCUUGUGACUAAUCAAGUUGAAAUAAAAUCAAAUGAGAAGUUCAAUCUUGAUGAAAGUCUAACUAAGGAACAAUCUAUUUGCAUGUUGAACUUAAUUCAAGAUUAUAGAGAUGUUUUCUCGUUUCCAAAUGACAAAUUAGGAUGCACUCAUUUGGUUCAACAUCAAAUCAACACAGAAGAUAACCCACCUAUUCAUCAACCACCUUACAGGCUUUCUCCUGUUAAAAGGGAUUUAGCUCAAGCAAUGAUUAAUGAACUUGUUGAAGAAGGUUUUGUCGUGCCUUCCAACUCACCAUGGGCAUCACCAAUUGUCAUAGUUGAUAAGAAAACAGGGGAUAAACGCUUCUGUGUUGAUUAUCGGAAACUUAAUGCAAUAACAAAGAAGGAUGUUUAUCCUCUACCUGACAUUCAAUUGGCUUUGGAUUGUUUGCAAGGUGCACAAUACUUUAGUUUACUGGAUUUAAAAAGUGGUUAUUACCAAAUAGCCAUGGAUCCUAAAGAUCAAGAAAAGACCGCAUUCGUAACACAAGACGGUCUUUAUGAAUUUACAGUGCCGCCUUUUGGAUUACCAUGUGCACCUGCAACUUUUCAUUGAUUAAUGGACAGAGUUAUUGCUGGACUAAAAUAUAAAUGUGUUUUAGUCUACAUUGAUGAUGUUAUUAUUUUUCAAAAUUAUUUGAUGAACAUUUAGAUCAUUUGAAGCUUGUGUUUGAGCGAUUGAGGUCAGCUCAUCUUACUUUGAAACCAACUAAGUGUUUCUUUGGUAAAUCUGAGAUUCUUUAUCUAGGAAACUUAGUUACUAGAGAAGGUCAGUACCCAGAUGAGAACAAAUUAAAGGCAAUUAAGAAUUAUCCAGUGCUUUUGAACUUAACAGAUGUUAGAGCAUUUGUCGCACUUUGCUCUUAUUUUAGAAAGUUUAUUGAAGGGUUUGCAACUCUUGCUAAACCUCUAACAGAUUUAACUAAAAAGGACAUUGGGUUCAAAUGGGAAACAGAACAACAAAAGGCUUUCGAUCUAAUCAAAAGUAAAAUGAUCAAUCCACCUGUACUAAUGCAUUAUGACCCUAAUAAGCCAACUCAACUACGAUGUGAUGCUUGCCAUUACGGAGUAGGGGCAAUUUUAUUACAGGAAACUGAGAAACAAUGGAAACCUGUAGCUUUUUCAAGUUGUUUAUUACGUGGAGCUGAACUCAACUAUGCAAUUAGUGAUAAAGAAUGUUGCGCAAUUAUUUACGCAAUUGAUAAGUUUAGACCUUAUCUGGAUGGAAUCGAAUUUGAAAUAUUUACAGAUCACUGCAGUUUAUGUUUUCUUCAGUCUAAACGAAAAUUACCUCCCAGAUUGCUAAGGUAUUCGUUAUUACUUCAACAGUUCAACUUCAAAAUAACUUAUAAGUCAGGGAAACAUCACAAAGACUGCGAUGCUUUAUCUAGAUACCCUGACGUAGAAGAAAAUGAAGAAGCUAAAAUAGACGACGAUGAAAGAUUAUUUGCAUUUUUAACUAUGCAAAACGUUUUACAAAAUGAACAAUUAAAAACUGAACAAGAAAACGAUCCUUACAUUAGGAGUUUAAAAUGUGAAAUUGAAAAUAAAGCAGUGAAACCAAUAAAAACCCAAAGAAAAUUAGAAAGAUACAAAAUAGAUGAAGGGAUCGUUUAUCGUAUAGUGAAAAGACCUUACGAAACUAGUUGGAACAUAGUUGGAAUAUAGUGCCUUCAAAUCUAAGACAACAAAUAAUUCAAGCUUAUCACGAUGAUGUUCUUUCUGGACAUGUUGGUUUCCAGAGAACUUAUGAGAAAAUAACAGCCAAAUAUUAUUGGCCUAAAAUGACCACACAUAUCAAUGACUAUGUUAAGAAAUGUGCCGUUUGUCAGG